Molecule: messenger RNA, 993 nt
Organism: Salmo salar (Atlantic salmon)
Lineage: Eukaryota; Metazoa; Chordata; Actinopteri; Salmoniformes; Salmonidae
Source: RefSeq, a predicted model, not a curated record
AUGAGGAGCCAGGCCCAGACUACAGAAAAGCAAGUUAAGAAGGAGUUUGAGAAGCUUCACCAGUUGCUACAAGAGGAAGAGGCAGCCAGGAUAGCUGCUAUGAGGGAGGAAGUGGAGCAGAAGAGUCAUCGGAUGAAGAAGAAGAUUGAGGAGAUGAGUAAAGAGAUAUCAUGCCUUUCAGACACAAUCCGAGCCAUACAGGAGGAGCUGGGAGCUGAAGACAUCUCAUUUCUACAAAACUACACAGCCACGGUGAAAAGAGCCAAGUGCACACUGCCAGAUCCACAGCUGGUCUCAGGAGCGCUGAUAGAUGUGGCCAAACACCUGGGCAACCUGAAGUUCAGAGUCUGGGAGAAGAUGCAGGAAAUUGUUCAGUACAGUCCUAUGAUUCUGGACCCCAACACUGGUCACCCAGGUCUCCUCCUCUCUGAUGAUCUGACCAGUAUGAGAUGCAUUGGAGUGACACAGAAGUUACCUGACAACCCAGAGAGGUUUGAUAAAUCUGACCUUGCCCUGGGCUCAGGACAAGGUCAUUGAGGUUGGAGAUAGUCAAUUCUUUGUUGUAGGUGUGGCCCCAGAAUCUGUCUCCAGGAAAGGACAUGGCCACUGGGUUAGAAUGUGUGGAAAACAGUGGUGUAAUGCUGGAUACAUGCCAUAUUCGUCCCCCACCCUAUUCACACUGAAACAGAGAGCUCCUCAGAGGGUGAGAGUACAACUGGACAGGGACAGAGGAAAGCUGUCAUUCUCUGACCCUGAUAACAACACACACCUACACACAUCAACACACACUUUCACUGAAAGAGUCUUUCUGUUCUUCUACUUUAAUUGGUCUACUUUCUCACAUUCACUAAGAGUCUUACCAGUGAAAACCUCCGUAACAGUGGAACAGCACAACUAGAGUAGGGAGGGCGAAUGAAUGGGCUUCUACACAGUCAUUUGGGACGGCAGGGUAGCCUAGUGGUUAGAGCAUUGGGCUGGCUAGCAACCGAAAGG